AUGGGGGCUGACCACCGACCUAAGGGGCCCCCAGGCCCAGGUCGGGGUCACACUCCCGCCUCUGGCCCUGGACCAGUUGGUCCACGGGCAAAAUACCAUAGGUCUUACAGACCAAAAGUCAGACAAUCCAGUCUGAUGAUAAGAAAACUCAGGGCCAUCGUGGCACUGCUGACCACUCUCUGUGGGCUUCAGACUCAACAACGCGUGUGCUCCAACAGAGUGAACAUCGGUAAGGCCAGGAUGCCACCACCCCGUAGGCUAGGACCUGUACUGAGCACGCCUGAUCCUACCAGACGAACCGGCAAUGGAAGGCGGAGGAAGCAAACCUGCAAAGAAGAAGCCAUGGACACUACUCCUCCAUACACUCCACCUCUGGAGGAGGAGCCCAUGGACACCACUCCCCCAUAUGAGCCACCAGAACUGAUGGACACCACGCCCCCAUAUGAGCCACCAGAACUGAUGGACACCACACCGCCAUAUGAGCCACCAGAACUGAUGGACACCACACCGCCAUAUGAGCCACCAGAACUGAUGGACACCACACCGCCAUAUGAGCCACCAGAACUGAUGGACACCACGCCCCCAUAAGAAACAUCUUGGGCGGAUCCACACCUCCCCAUGUUCCACCACGGGAAGAGCCCAGGGAUAUCACACUCCCAACAUUCCACCAUGGGAGGAGCCUAUUGACCCACACCCUCCUGUGCUCCCCCAUGGGAGGAGUCCCUGGACACCACAACCUCCCAAGCUCCACCAAAGGAGGAACCAAUGGAUACCACAAUGCCAUAGGCUCCUCCUCCAGUGUAGUGCCUGGACACCACACCCUCCUACGCUCCACCAAGGGAGGAACCAAUGGAUACCACAAUCCCAUAGGCUCCUCCUCCAGAGGAGCCCAUGGGCACAACACCAACCUAUACUCCCCCUCCAGAGGAGGCCAUGGACCCUUCACCCCCUAGUUUCCAGCAUAGUCCAUGGAAAGGUCAACCACGUCUCCUGCCCUCUGUUUUCCUCCUGCUGGUCCCAGGGGCAGUUUUAUGCCUGGCCUUCCCAUCUUUCCUUGCAUCUUCAUACCCAGUUUCCCAGCACCUAUGGAUAUAGACCCUCCCGCGUGACCCUUCCUCCCUCCCCUCCAGGACAUGGCACAACUCUGCCCCCAGGCAGCUCCUUUCAUGGCCUCCAGCUGGCUCCUCACCACACAAGAGUCUUAUUUAAUAUUAAACACCAUAAUCGUUCUGUUUUUUGUGUCUGUGCUCUGUAGAUCCAGUGUGAGAAAUGCUGGCUUGUGUGAGUGCUGACAGGAGGUCAGAUCCUAGGGAAAAUGUUCCUGUGGUGCAAGAAACAGGGGCUGGAGGGUUGGGGGCUAGGGAGUAGAAGGAGCCAAAGGCCAUAAUGACUCCUCCUGAGCAGAAAAAGCUGUGGCUGAUGGGCCGGCACCUGUGCCGGCAUAGUGGGUGAAGCUGCGGCCUGCAGUGCUGGCAUCCCAUAUGGGUACUGGUUCAAAUCCUGGGAGCUCUACUUCUGAUCCACCUCUCUGCUAUGGCCUGGGAAAACAGUAGAAGAUGGCCCAAGUCCUUGGGCCCCUCUACACAC
Oryctolagus cuniculus (rabbit) is the source of this 1587-nucleotide messenger RNA. The record is from RefSeq and is a predicted model, not a curated record. Lineage: Eukaryota; Metazoa; Chordata; Mammalia; Lagomorpha; Leporidae.